Molecule: messenger RNA, 494 nt
Organism: Pseudophryne corroboree (corroboree frog)
Lineage: Eukaryota; Metazoa; Chordata; Amphibia; Anura; Myobatrachidae
Gene: RPLP2
Product: ribosomal protein lateral stalk subunit P2
Exons: 5
Coding region: 111-455 (114 amino acids)
Biological process (GO): cytoplasmic translational elongation
Cellular component (GO): ribosome; cytosolic large ribosomal subunit
Molecular function (GO): structural constituent of ribosome
Source: RefSeq, a predicted model, not a curated record
GCACUUCCUCCCAGCCGCUGCCUCCCUCUUUCCCCCCGGCCCUCUGUAGAGGAAGCACGCGUUGAGUAGGCUCUCUCCCUCCCCGAAGCGCUAGAAAGCGAUAUAUAAAGAUGCGUUACAUAUCUUCAUAUCUCCUAGCCGUCCUAGGCGGUAAUGAUAACCCUUCCAUUGGGGAUCUGAAGAAGAUCCUGGAAAGUGUGGGCAUCGAGUUAGACAAGGAGUGUGCUGAGAAGGUGAUCAGUGAGCUGAAGGGCAAGAAAAUUGAGGAUGUGAUCGCUCAGGGUAACACCAAGCUGGCAUCUAUGCCCUCUGGAGGAGCUGUGGCUGCUGCAGUCUCUGCCAGUUCCGCUGCCCCCGCAGCUGGAGCUCCUGCUGCUAAAGCUGAAGAGAAAAAGGAAGAGAAAGAAGAUUCUGAAGAAUCAGAUGGGGACAUGGGAUUUGGUCUGUUUGAUUAGAACCUGCGGCAGAUAAAAUAAUAAAAUAUCUUUAUUUAA